Messenger RNA from Ostrinia furnacalis (Asian corn borer), 3124 nucleotides. It is a transcript of the gene Ptpmeg2, whose product is annotated as Protein tyrosine phosphatase Meg2. Gene Ontology annotation, molecular function: protein tyrosine phosphatase activity. Bases 138 to 2498 code for a protein of 786 amino acids. Lineage: Eukaryota; Metazoa; Arthropoda; Insecta; Lepidoptera; Crambidae. The transcript is spliced from 16 exons. The record is from RefSeq and is a predicted model, not a curated record. Gene Ontology annotation, biological process: protein dephosphorylation.
AUUGAGGAUUCCGUUCGGUACCUCGGUCGCCGUCCAGUCCGUCUUGCUUGAAGUUUAACUGUCGCGAUGAAAGUGUGACGAAACAGUGAAAUCAACCAUCUAGUAUAAAUUAAGCUGUGCAUAAUAAUUGACCAAUCAUGGAAUUCAUGGACGAGGAUUUCCUUCUCAACAUGGAGAGAGCGUUCAUGCGGAAUUGGCUCCGGCUUCUAAGGGCUACAAAGGCAUUUCUGGACGCGCUGAGCGAGUCGGGCGCGACAUGCGUGUCGCGCGCGACUGCUAUCAAGUUCUUGUUCGCGCGCAAGUUUGACGUGCUGCGCGCGCACACGCUCUGGCGACAGCACGAGGCGACUCGCCGGCGGGAAGGGCUCAACAAGUUCGAGCCCUUCGAAGAGCCGCUGAAGUCCGAGCUUGAGACUGGAAAAUUUACUAUUUUGCCGACGCGGGACGCGACCGGUGCCGCCAUUGCGGUGUUCACGGCCAACAAGCACUUCCCGUCCCUUACCACUCAUCAGACGACAUUGCAGGGUGUCGUCUACCAAUUAGAUGUGGCGUUGACGUCGAUAGAGACCCAGCGCGCCGGUCUAGUCUUCAUAUACGACAUGACCGACUCCAAGUACACUAACUUCGACUAUGAACUGUCGCAGAAGAUACUCACUCUGCUAAAGGGUGGGUACCCAGCUAAGCUGAAGAAGGUGCUGAUAGUGACGGCUCCGCUGUGGUUCAAGGCGCCGUUCCGGAUCUUACGGCUCUUCGUGAGGGAGAAACUGCGCGAGCGCGUGCACACGGUGAGCGCGCCACAGCUGGGCGUGCACGUGCCGCGCGCCAGCCUGCCCCGCCAGCUGGGCGGACAGCUGGAGCCUGACCACGCUGCCUGGUUAGAACACUGCAAAAACUGCUACACAAAUAAUCUGCAGAAUUCAAAGUUAGACGGAAUCAUUGACGAAUAUGUAAUUAGUAAUCACAUUCCCGCAGUCAAACCACAAAAUGGUAUAAUCGAGCACGAGGUCGGAUGUGACAUGACCAGCGACCGCGCGGCGCGACUGUGCGACAACAACACAGACAUGCACAUCAGCGGCGACCCUCCCUACACCUGCGAUACCAGCCCGCUUAGAAAUACGCACGGAUAUAAUGGAGACAUGAAGGGCAGGCACAUAAACUCAGGGGAUGAAGACGAUUUAGAUAUAAGCACCCGCGGCACGUGGUCGUCGGGCGAGGCGUCGCCGGGGCUGUCGGACGAGGAGUGCGGCGGCGGCGCGGGCGAGACGCCGGCGGCGCUGCUGGCGCGCGUUCGCUCGCUGCGGCGCCGCGGGCUGGCCGCCGAGUACGAGGAGAUCCGAGCGCGCCCGCCCUGCGGCACCUUCCACCACGCCAAAUUGCCAAGUAACCUAGCCAAAAACAGAUAUACGGACGUAUUGUGCUACGACCACUCGCGGGUCACACUUUCGCAGACGGACCCCGAUGACCCCUCCAGCGACUAUAUCAACGCCAACUACGUCGACGGGUACAAGCAGAAGAAUGCUUUCAUCUGCACGCAAGGACCCUUACCGAAGACAUUCGGCGACUUCUGGCGGAUGGUGUGGGAGCAAGGCACACUCGUGAUCGUGAUGACGACGCGCGCCAUCGAGCGCGGCCGCGUCAAGUGCGGGCAGUACUGGCCGCUCACCGUCGGCCAGCGCGUCACGCACGCCGGCUACAGUAUCACCAACGAGCUGGUGGAGACAGAUCCUGACUACACCAUCACGCACCUGGUGCUCACCGAGCUGCGGACGGAGCAGACGCGGCGCAUCUGGCACGGGCAGUACACGCGCUGGCCGGACUACGGCGUGCCGGGCGGCGGCCGCGCGCAGCCCGUGCUGCGCUUCCUCACGCGCGUGCGCCGCGCGCAGCAGCGGGCCCGGGCCGAUUUAGGAGAUGCGUGGGCAGGACACAGUAGAGGACCCCCGAUCGUCGUUCACUGUUCUGCUGGAAUCGGACGAACAGGCACGUUCAUAACGCUGGACAUCUGCACGCUGCGGCUGGCGGCGGAGGGCGCGGUGGACGUGCGCGGCACCGUGGAGCGCGUGCGGGCGCAGCGCGCGCACAGCAUCCAGAUGCCCGACCAGUACGUGUUCUGCCACCUCGCCGUCCUCGAGCACGCGGUAAGGCUUGCCAUGUGUUCCCAACGCGGACACUGUGCGCGGCACCGUGGAGCGCGUGCGGGCGCAGCGCGCGCACAGCAUCCAGAUGCCCGACCAGUACGUGUUCUGCCACCUCGCCGUCCUCGAGCACGCGGUAAUGAACGGGUACUUAGAGUCUGCGGACCUGACGGGCUUCGACGACGACAACGAGGAGGAGUCGGAAUGAAGGCUGUCGCGCCCGCCCUGCGCGCUGCUGUGAGCGCCGUGCCAUACCCGCUCCACGCACGCCGUGACGUCACGCCGACGUCACGCCCGCCGCGCGAGUGCCGUCCGCAGCGACGAGUGGACCCAACCUUACAUCGGGUAAAGGAAACCUCGUAAUUCGAGUAUUUAUUUUGCGUAACGUAAAUCUUUGUAACCAAAAAUAUUUCCGUAAUUAGAAUUUUAUUUAUUUAUGUAAGGAAUAUGGCUGUGUGAAGUUUUUCGUCUGUAAUUUAUGUAGUUAUGUAUGUUUAUAUUUUAUUUACGGAGCCCCGAUUGUGACGAGGCGCGGUGUCUGAUCGACGGCGCAGUCUGUCUCGGACCAGUUUUACAUAGCUGUAAACGAUGCUUUAAGUAUUUUUCCCGAAUAUAAAAUAUAUAGAAACUAAGAUAAAUGUUAUUGUAAUUAACUAUAAAAAUAAAUAGACACAAUUUAUAUUACAUGUCCCUUUUUAUCAAGAGAGGAGUUCAAAUGUUGUUUACGGUUCUGUUAAACGAUCUGUCUCAGAAGCUACCGCGGUAGCCGCGUCGUGAGCGCUCUCGUAGUACACUUACAUAUUAUGUUGUAAUCGCUAAGAAUCUUGUCUCUCGGAUUGUGCACUGAACAUCUAUAAUACGAAUUAUUAUAAAUAGAUUUAUAUACAUAGACUGAGUAACGUUAAUAUGCUCCAAAAUUUUACUAGCGGCAUAAUUAUUUUGAAAAAAUGAAUUCGUGUUCGCUACAUACCUAUUAUUUAUUGUUACAC